Messenger RNA from Aricia agestis (brown argus), 1880 nucleotides. RefSeq lists its product as uncharacterized. NCBI's taxonomy places the organism in Eukaryota, Metazoa, Arthropoda, Insecta, Lepidoptera, Lycaenidae. Gene Ontology annotation, cellular component: transcription regulator complex; nucleus. Gene Ontology annotation, molecular function: DNA binding. Gene Ontology annotation, biological process: regulation of transcription by RNA polymerase II. The coding region runs from base 273 to 1259 and encodes 328 amino acids. The record is from RefSeq and is a predicted model, not a curated record. The transcript is spliced from 2 exons.
AGGCUCAACUCACACUGGCACAGAGUCGAAGCGACGCGACGCGUUAUAUUUUUCAGCCUAUAGCAUAUUCAUCUCUAUUGUUCCAUUAUUUAAGUACAAAUUUGUGCUAUGUAAAUAUGGAAGCGCACGUCGACGCGCGUUGACGCGCGCAUUCGCGCUUCGACGCUCGGCUGGAGUCGAGCGGAUUCGCGAGUCGCCGCGCGUUACUCGGCCGCAGUGACGCGUCAGACGCCGACCACUACGGACGGACGACAGUGCUGAACUAUACGACAAUGGACGAAGAUGAAAAAUUAAUUUUUUUAGUACAGAAAUAUGAAUGUCUGUUUAACGUCAAGGCGAAAACCUACAGUGAUAAAAAUUGUAGGAAAAAUGCCUGGCAAAAAGUAAGCGGUGAAAUGCAAAUUUCUGAGGCGGAGUGUCAAAAGCGGUGGAAAAGAAUUCGAGAUUGCUACAAAAAGGCCAUUAGAUUAAGGCAAUUUAAGAGUGGUUCUGCUAGAUCAAAUGAUAAGCCAAUAAGAUUUGAAAAAGAAUUGGAGUUUUUAAAACCAUACUUGCAGAACAAACCACAGACGUGUAACUUAGAUAGCUCCGAAGAAACUGACCUAAACACUGAUACCGACACCAACUUGUCCGCUGCGUUGCCAUCUCGACCCGAAUCACAAUUAUCCAACCAUUCCGAUACUACACGAAAGAAGUCCCAACCACUAUCACAAAUGUUAUUCGCGCAAUAUCUGGAAAAUAAGAAAAAAGAAGAAGAUCCAACAGACACAUUUUUUCUCUCUAUGUCUAAAACCGUUAAACAGAUGCCAAUACAAAUGCAAGCGCAACUGAAACGACAGAUAUUACUUUUAGUAACUGACGCGGAAAUAAAAGUUGCUUCCAAUGCUUCCUUUCAACCUGAAACAACUAAUAUCAACCCAAGGCAAGCAAAUACUUCUUCAUCCAGUGGCUAUACAACAGAACUACGAACCGAAUCAGAAAGUCUUCAGCUGCAAUCUAAUUCCACUAACUAUAAUGUUAACACAUAUACAAUGCAGCCAAAUACCGGCUAUUAUACAAUACAGCUACCAACCACUUAUACUCCUUCUACAAAUACGUCAACCAGUACCAACUGCACAACCAUUAAUCAGUUCGGAAAUAGCACUUCUUCGAGCUAUCGUAUAAAAAAUCUCGAGCUGCCACCUUCACCGUACAUACCAUUGCCGAUUGGGAUGACGACGCGGCAACGGAGGGAAGGCGAUAAUGACUACAGUGAAUGACGUUAUGUAUGGCUGAUGAAUGCCCUGAUUUAUUAAUUAUUAAACUAAGUAAACAGGGUGGGACGGUUCUCCAAAAAAUUAUAAAUACUUAUUUUUUGUCAUACCUACCUAUACUUUCCGGAAAUAAUGUCAUGUAGUUUUUAGCUUAAAAUGAUGUGAUAUAUGCAUGCUAUCAGUUUCUGGAGAACUGUUCCUUACACCUUGUAUAAUAAUGCGUAAAAAUUAUGAUUCAAGAUAAAUAAAUCUAUAUAAAUAAAAACAAAUGCUUUUAUUUUUGUCCUAUUUGUGUUCUCAAACUGUCGAUCAUAUUGUAACGAAACUAAGGCAGGGUGUUCUGACGACGCUCGAGAAAAAUCCACUGAUGUUAUAAAGGUCUUCUCACGCAAAAUUACAGAACUACUAGGUACGUUACGGUACUACCACCGCCUAUCAUUUAAAAGCAAAUUGAAAUAACAAAUGCACACACAUCCGAGGGGCUAGUGUGAGUUUGAUCGAGUACGAAACGUUACUAUCGCGUCUGUCGGAAUCAAAACUUCCCCAUACGUCCGCUAGGGGCGCUGUUCGAUUUCCCAUACUAAUUCGGCUGUGACGCAGACGCGAUAGUAACGUUUCGUACUCGAU